GUGCGUCCUCUCAGUCUCUCACUAUGUCUUCUCAUUGAUGGUCGACUUCAUCCGUUGUAGGAGCCAUAAGCCGUUUCUCUAUAAUUUCCUACAUCCCAUUUUCGUCCCUUCGCUUUCAGAUAAUAACAGAAAACAGGAAUUAGGAUUUAGGAGACUUGUAGCAAUCAGAUAAUGUUCCGUUGUAGCAGUCUUUAGCAACUUCGUUCGCCGGACGAUGGCUUUCUCGUCAGAAGACUCCUUCUUCCUUCUUCCGAGUCCUCAAGCAAGCUAACAUCUUUCCCAUCGUCGAAUUGCACAUCUUGGUAGAGUCUGGCAAAUGGCAGAAGUUUCUCUCAACAGUGAGCCAGCAGUAGAUGAUGAUGCUGAUGGAUUUGAGAUUGAAGGGGAUUGUGGAAUGGCAGAUUUUGUAAGUCAAACUGGCAUAAUCCAAGGGGAGAACCCACUUCCUCCUGCUGUUGGAAUGGAAUUUGAGACUUAUGAGGAUGUAUAUUAUUUCUACAAUUGCUAUGCCAAGGAUCAAGGAUUUGGGGUUAGAGUAAGUAAUACUUGGUAUAGGAAGAGCAAGGAACGUUACAGAGGAAAACUCAGCUGCAGUAGCGCUGGGUUCAAGAAAAAAAGUGAAGCCAAUCGUCCAAGACCUGAAACAAGAACUGGUUGUCCCGCAAUGAUAAAGUUCAGGCUGAUGGAUUCCAAAAGGUGGAGAAUUAUAGAAGUGGAGCUUGAGCAUAAUCACUUGAUAAGCCCAACAAGUGGGAAGUUCUACAAAUCUCAUAAGCGCCUGGGUUUGGGGACCAAAAGAACAUUGCAGUUAGACAGUACCAAAGAAGUUCAGAAAGUUAGGCUAUUUCGAACUGUGAUUAUUGAUGGUGAGGCUAAUGGAUGUGGAGAUGUUGAUGGAGGACAACCCAAAUGCAAAGCUGUAUGGUCCAAUCAAUUGAAGCUGAAUAAAGGUGACGCAGAGGCAAUUCUAAAUUUUUUUAGUCACUUGCAGUUAACAGAUCCACACUUCUUCUAUGUGUUGGAUAUCAAUGAGAAGGGAUGCUUGAGGAAUUUGUUUUGGGCCAAUGCAAGGUCAAGAGUAGCAUACAAAUAUUUUGGUGAUGUAGUUGCAAUUGAUACUACAUGUUUGACAAGUGAGUAUGAAGUUCCUUUGGUUCUAUUUCUCGGAUUAAAUCACCAUAAACAAUCCAUUCUGCUUGGUUGUGGAUUGAUUGCUGGUGAAACCAUUGAAUCAUAUACCUGGCUGUCCAGGGCAUGGCUUACUUGUAUUUUAGGACGCCCUCCGCAAGUCAUUGUUACUGACCAAUCUGGCAUCAUGCAAACAGUGGUUGCUGAUGUUUUUCCAAGAGCUUCCCACUGUCUUUGCUUAUCCAAUAUUAUGGAAAAAAUUCCAGAAAAACUGGGGGGGUUGCUAGAAUAUGAAGCAGUGAAAGCAGCAAUUAGUGGAUCACUUUAUUAUUCUCUGAGGACUGAGGAAUUUGAUGCAGCUUGGGAGGACAUGAUGCAGCAAUAUGAAAUUAGAGGUCAUGAGUGGCUUCAAGCAUUAUACGAGGACAGGAAACGGUGGGUCCCAGCUUAUGUGAAGGAAACCUUCUUGGCAGGGAUGUUUCUUACACAACCGAGUGAUGCCACUCCAUGGUUUUUCGAGGGCUACUUGUAUAAACAAACUCCUCUAAAGGAAUUUUUGGAAAAAUACGAUCAAGCUUUGCAGACAAAGAUGCAGCAUGAGGCUCUGGCAGAUUUGGACUCAAAAAAUUCAAGCUUUAUGCAUAAACCAAGUUGUUAUUUUGAGUUGCAGAUCUCAAAAUUGUACACAAAUGAACUAUUCAGAAUGUUUGAAAGGGAAAUAAAAGGUAUGUACUCCUGUUUAAGCACCAGAAAGAUAAAUGUGGAUGGUCCAGUGAUCUCAUACAUCAUCAAGGAGCAAGUUGAAGUUGAAGGAAAUCAGAGAGUUACAAGAGAUUAUGAGGUGUGUUACAAUGGGUCUGAAAUGGAGGUCAUUUGCAUGUGUGGUUUGUUCAACUUUAAAGGAAUCUUGUGCAGGCAUGCACUAUUUAUCUUAAACCAGAAUGGCAUAGAAGAGAUCCCACCUCAGUACAUUCUUUCAAGAUGGAGAAAAGAUCUGAAGCGAAGUUAUGUUAUUGAUCACAAAUCUAGUGGCAUUGAUGUAAAUAACCCAAUUCAUAGGUAUGACCAUUUAUAUAGACGCAUGGUGCAGGUUGUGGAGGAAGGUAGGAAAUCGCAUGACCAUUUUAGGACUGCUGUGCAAGCAUUGGAUGAAAUGUUGAACAAACUUAAACGUGUAAAUUUAGAGGACCAUGCAAUAUAGAAUACAAAGAUCGAUGCCUGUUUUGAGUGA
This is a messenger RNA of Prosopis cineraria, 2359 nucleotides long. Its product is annotated as protein FAR1-RELATED SEQUENCE 6-like. The transcript has 2 exons. The coding region runs from base 317 to 2329 and encodes 670 amino acids. Gene Ontology annotation, biological process: regulation of DNA-templated transcription. The record is from RefSeq and is a predicted model, not a curated record. NCBI's taxonomy places the organism in Eukaryota, Viridiplantae, Streptophyta, Magnoliopsida, Fabales, Fabaceae. Gene Ontology annotation, molecular function: zinc ion binding.